CAUUUCCAUUUUAUCGGUUGUCGAGCUCGGUUGUUUGAGGACAGAGAUAGAGCUUCCUGCGGUUUUGCUCGAUAUCUUGGGUGUGUUCGUCGUUUAUGAGUGACUAUUACUUUGCUUUUUGAAUAAUAGUUUUCGUGAAAACAAAGUAAGUGUAGUGUGCAUUAUGUUACGGUUCUUGUUGGACUCAUUUUGGAACGAAGAUGUGUGGUUACCGCCGAAUACGACUUGGGAAGAUAUCGCUCCUGGGGCUGAUAAAGCCGUGGUUUACCCCAAAUACUGGGAUGUUCUGUACGCAAUACCCCUGGCUCUCGUGCUCAUAGCAUUCAGAUAUGUGCUGAACAAAUAUUGGUUCACACCAUUUGGAUUGUCACUGGGUAUAAAGAAUACCAGAUCCAAAAAAGCCCCUUCGAAUCCAAAAUUAGAAGCAGCAUAUCAACAAACACCUAAAAUCAAACAUAAGCAGCAUUUACCAACAAUGGCUGUUAUGUGA
Molecule: messenger RNA, 490 nt
Organism: Diatraea saccharalis (sugarcane borer)
Lineage: Eukaryota; Metazoa; Arthropoda; Insecta; Lepidoptera; Crambidae
Source: the annotation of a GenBank genome assembly